UCAGCGGCAGGGGAAUCGGACGCGGGCUACCUGGAGGACAACGAUGAUUACGAUGAAGAGGAUGACGCAGUGGUUACCCCAUCGCGGGUUUCUGUUUUCCCCAAGAAAUCUCCUCAGCUGUCCUUUUCGCCGAAUGCGGCUCUCCCCGAUAUAAGUGUGCCACAGGCUUCAAAGAAGAGUCAGCACCCUCACCUUUCGUCCGCAGGCGUGGAAGGCCUCACAAAAGCCCAACUCAAGACAGCGCUGCUCUACCUUUUGGAGGUGAGUGUCUAA
Dibothriocephalus latus is the source of this 273-nucleotide messenger RNA. The record is from the annotation of a GenBank genome assembly. Lineage: Eukaryota; Metazoa; Platyhelminthes; Cestoda; Diphyllobothriidea; Diphyllobothriidae.